Molecule: messenger RNA, 1716 nt
Organism: Arxiozyma heterogenica
Lineage: Eukaryota; Fungi; Ascomycota; Saccharomycetes; Saccharomycetales; Saccharomycetaceae
Exons: 1
Coding region: 1-1716 (571 amino acids)
Biological process (GO): regulation of DNA-templated transcription
Cellular component (GO): nucleus
Molecular function (GO): transcription cis-regulatory region binding; DNA-binding transcription factor activity
Source: RefSeq, a predicted model, not a curated record
AUGAACAAUGAUGAUCUUGAUAGUCCAAGUUCAUUAAAAGAUUACUACUCAACAGAAGUUAUCAAUACUGGUGAAAAUAAUUAUAAUGGAGGUACAGAUGAUGAAAAUAGAAGCAAUAAUGGAUUUAAUGUUACAAUAGAGGAAGCUGUGUUUAAGUAUGUCAGAGGGAUAGAACUGGAUUAUAUUGGUAACAUCCCAGACGAUAAUUAUAAUAUUAACAUUAUCAAUCACAACGAUACUGUCGGUAGUAGUGAUGGGAUAUAUGAUUUUCAAACAACAAAUCAUGAUUCCUUGUCGUCAGAAUCUAAUUUGAGGAAUGAUAAGACAUGUGAAUUAUUAUAUGUUAACCCUAGAAACAAAAGAAAUUUAGAUAAAAUUGAUAAGCUAAGUUCAUUAAAAAGAAUAAGAUUACAAAAUGAUAUGGGGGGUGAGAUAAUUGAGGAAGACUCUAGACAACUGGAAAAAGAAAGUAAUUGCAUCAUUAAGGGCUUUUCUAUUGAGAAUAAAGGAUCCAAUUUAAUAAAUGGUACCUCCUAUGAACCCAUAUUAAAUAAAGAUAUGCUCUUGCCCACUUUUGAUGUAGAAAAUGAAUUUUAUCAACCUUGCAGUAGUCUUUUAAUGGGUAAACAUUACCAAAAUAUUUUGCCUAAAACAAAAGAAGGUGAGGAUGGCAACUGUUUUAAUAGUGAUCAAUCUAAAAUCUCUAAAAGUAAAGAAAUAAGGAAGUUAGUAGAGAAGUGUAUUCUACAAGUAUCACAAUUAAAAAAUAGUAGUGGGAUUCGUAAAAAUAUUAUAUUGGAAGAAGAGAAGAUAAUGAAAAGUUUUAUCCAGGGAUAUCAAGAAAUAUAUGAACUGUCUUAUUAUGAUCUUAGAUAUAUUAUUUUAAGUGAAUAUGCAAAUGAGGAGGAUAUAUUAAUUUUAGAAAGUAUUAGUAAUAAUAAUACUAAAAAUAAAAUAGACGCUAAAAUAAUAGAUCAUUUUUGGAGUUUCCUCUAUGAAAUUUUUUCCAGUCAUUUACAUUUAUCUCUUAAAAAGCGUGUAUAUGGUUUAAUAAAAAAUUGUUGCAAGAAAAGUAAAUGGACUAAUGAAGAGGAUAGGUUGUUAUACGAAAUGUGUACAGUUAAAGGUCUGUUAGGGAAGUGGAAUCGUAUUGGGUAUAUAUUGAAUAGGACCCCUGAAGAUUGUAGGAAUAGGUGGCGUGACUAUGGGAUAUGUCAAGGAAAUCAGAAAAAGAAUCAAUGGACAAUAAAGGAAGAAGAACAGUUAUUUAGAAUAAUUGUGGAUUUAUUAAAGAAAUACAUAGGAAUAGAAGAAAAAAAUCAGGAUAUGCAUCUCAAUAUCGAUACCUUGAUUCAUAAUGAACAGUUAUUCAAAUGUGCAAUAAAUUGGAAUCAAGUCAGUAAGUACAUGGGAUAUACAAGAUCAAGGAUUCAAUGUCAAUAUAAAUGGAAAAAAUUGUUGAAACGUAGAAUGUUAAAGAGAAUUAGUGAUAGAAUAUCUAAUGAUGAUAUACAUCGACUUAUAUCGAUAAUAGAAAAUAGAUGGACUGAGAUGGAUGAGAUUGACUGGCACCACUUAUCAAAUGAAUUAAAUUCAAAAUGGUACCCUAAAGAAUUAGAGCAUUUUUUUAAUAUAAAGCUAAGAACAAUAUUAAAUCAUAAACAGUUGACUAUAAAAGAGGUAUGCAAAGAAAUUCUCAGAAAAUUAGACAGUUAA